CAGAAGACCUUUUGACAGGGAUGAUUGAAGCUGCUGCUGGUUGGCGCGUGGAGUCUUAGGGGGCAUCUGAUGGCAUUCUGCAAUAUCAUUGCUGUGACGGUGCUAGUGGUUUGUACAAUGUGUAAAUACUACAUGCUGCCAUGUUCAGUUUGGUUUGGGGUGGUCGAGGGCGAAGUCCUACGAAGUAAGAUCAGAAUAAAAACGCGAAAUCCAUUUGGGGGCAUGGCGGAGGGAAGGGUGGUGGGGGUGGUAGAGGUGGGGGCGAGGACAAUGGUGCAGACGAGGGGACUGGGGCUGGUGCCCCGGAGCAGCAGCAGCCUCAACAGCCGCAGCAGCAGCCUCAACAGCCGCAGCAGCAGCAGCCUCAACAGCAGCAGUCGCAGCAGCAGCAGCAGCAGUCGCAGCAGCAGCAGCAGCAGCAGUCGCAGCAGCAGCAGCAGUCGCCAUGGGGACCCCCGCCACCGUGGUGGCCUGGUGGUGCUGGUGGAGGUGUAGCGUUUGCUGAACCCUCCUCUGGU
Closterium sp. NIES-67 is the source of this 518-nucleotide messenger RNA. The record is from the annotation of a GenBank genome assembly. NCBI's taxonomy places the organism in Eukaryota, Viridiplantae, Streptophyta, Zygnematophyceae, Desmidiales, Closteriaceae.